Molecule: messenger RNA, 287 nt
Organism: Fukomys damarensis (Damara mole-rat)
Lineage: Eukaryota; Metazoa; Chordata; Mammalia; Rodentia; Bathyergidae
Product: protein Wfdc21-like
Exons: 3
Coding region: 19-210 (63 amino acids)
Cellular component (GO): extracellular region
Molecular function (GO): peptidase inhibitor activity
Source: RefSeq, a predicted model, not a curated record
AAGACUUCCAACAGCAGCAUGAAGUUGGGAAGCCUCCUUCUUCUCGUGACCCUCAUCACCCUCAGCCUAGGAGUGCAGGAGCUACAGGCCGCAGUGAGACCAUUGCGACUGUUGGGCACCUGCGCUGAGCUCUGCAGAGGUGACUGGGACUGUGGGCCAGGGGAGCAGUGUGUCAGCAGUGGGUGUAGCCAUACCUGUGCAGCAAGUUAAGGACAGCUUCUACUGGCAAAUAUAUGACUACAGUCUUCAGAAGUUCUUGCCCAGAAAGACAGAUGGAAGAGGGAGAC